AUGAAGCCACUUCCCUUCCCUCUUGCCCUGAAUAUCGGGACGGAUAUCGUUCAUCUCCCGCGAAUCACGCGCCUCGUCCAUCGCGGAGACUACCUGGCCCGCUUCACACGGCGCAUUCUCACUGAGCCUGAACAACACGACUUUCGCACCCGGUUUGCCCUCCCACCACCGUCUUUCCGCGCGGUUGACCAGCGAAACCCCCCAGAUCGACCUCCAUUUCAGAUUACCUCCGAGAUGGCCCGCUGGCUCGCCGGUCGCUUCGCUGCCAAGGAAGCCGCGCGCAAGGCCGCGCCGAAUGGGGCGUCGAGUCUGGGGUGGAAAGAUGUGAUGGUACGGGUGGGCGACACGGACCGUGGACGGCCAGAGAUUGUCUAUUUGGACGGGGAGACGGCCAGGAUCGGGAAGCUGUCCAUCUCGCAUGAUGGGGAGUACGUUGUCGCGAUGGUUCUUGCGGCUGGCUGA
This is a messenger RNA of Aspergillus alliaceus, 462 nucleotides long. Its product is annotated as holo-ACP synthase. The record is from RefSeq and is a predicted model, not a curated record. Gene Ontology annotation, molecular function: magnesium ion binding; holo-[acyl-carrier-protein] synthase activity. Gene Ontology annotation, biological process: fatty acid biosynthetic process. The coding region runs from base 1 to 462 and encodes 153 amino acids. Lineage: Eukaryota; Fungi; Ascomycota; Eurotiomycetes; Eurotiales; Aspergillaceae. The transcript has a single exon.